AGGUCAGAAACCUGAUGCAGUAUAGCACUGGCUUUGGAGUGCUCAGCACCAACUCCCGGACGCUCGAAGGGUACCCUAGCGGCUCGGUGGUGGGGUUUUCCCUGGACGAGAAGGGCCGACCCCUAUUCGCGUUCAGCUCCAUGAGCGCGCACACGGGAGACCUCGCCGCUGACUCCCGCGUCAGCCUCACGGUAACCGCGGCAACCUUCAAGGGGGCGGCGGAUGGCCGCGUGAGCUUGAUCGGAGACGUGAACAAGGUGCGGUCAUGUGUCGGACAUGGUGCUGCUGUUUCUCAGUGACCUCCGUGCUUUGGCCAUGUAUCUAAGUACUACUGUAGCCACGGUUUUGCAGCAUGACGCUUGUACGUUGUGUAUCGGGCUUUUCCCUGCGGGAACCGAAAGUGGUCGACGCCGCUUGGAAAGGAGAGGCUUGUCUAAUUGCUUUGCGUUCUGAAGAAGAUGACGGAUCCCCUAGGGUCCGCUAGUGUUUUCGUUCAUUUUUUGACGUACCCUCGUGGCACAGGUUGACCGCCUCUGGUAAAUGCUCCGCGGACUGUCAUGUCCAAACAUUUGCGGUAGCGCAGAGCAUCAGUCUAGGUUAUUGGGUGAUAGGCCUGUCAACGCGUUUUAGCUUGAACGGACCACCGAUGCACCACCAGUCAAUCACUCCCCCCCCACCCAGAAGGGCAAAGUUUCCCACAAGUAUCGUCUAUCGAGGUAUUCACGCCUAGUAUGGCAAGCCAUCUACCCAAUGACGCAUGGAGCGAUCAACAGUACUUCAUCAACCGAUCGGUAUAUGGUCUGUCGGUGUGAGGAUCGAGGAGAUUGCGGUGCGGCGGGGGUCGCCAUACGUUAUUUGGAAACCCGAAAAAGAGCGUUUUAUCGGAUGUUGUGCGCUGGCGAACCCCGGCUGCGCUUUCGACUUGUGUUCCAUGCCCUUGCCCGUUUCUUCGUCGUUGUCGAUGUUUUCGGACCGACCGUGCAAGCCCACUGACUCUGUGUGGCUGAAUGUCGCCUUGCUUAUCGUUUGUGCUACUUU
Molecule: messenger RNA, 1038 nt
Organism: Ectocarpus sp. CCAP 1310/34
Lineage: Eukaryota; Phaeophyceae; Ectocarpales; Ectocarpaceae
Source: the annotation of a GenBank genome assembly